Lindgomyces ingoldianus is the source of this 919-nucleotide messenger RNA. RefSeq lists its product as uncharacterized. The transcript has 3 exons. Lineage: Eukaryota; Fungi; Ascomycota; Dothideomycetes; Pleosporales; Lindgomycetaceae. Bases 199 to 717 code for a protein of 172 amino acids. The record is from RefSeq and is a predicted model, not a curated record.
CUCCUGUCUAGCGCAACCACAAGAGAGUUGGCCCAGCUCAGUCUAGAAGCUCAUUAAUCUAUUUGACCCUCCUGCGUCUGCAACUUUAUCGUCCUUGCGGCAUCCUCGACCCGCGUAAACUCUGUACAGCUCUUGCCUCAACUCUGACCUCUACUCGCUUUUGUUCAGAGCGCGUCUAUCAAACACACAGCGAUCACAAUGCGUCUCUCUGUCGUUGCUCUCCUCGCCACAUUGAGCUCUUUGGGUCUGGCGCAACUCGACCAGCUUCCCAAAUGCGCUCAAACAUGCUUUGGCAACAACUUGGGCGGCUGCAACGCUCUCGACUUCAAAUGUGUCUGCUCAAACUCAGCAUUGAUCGCUGGGCUUUCAUGCUGCGUUUCCCAAACCUGCACCCCGACAGAGCAAGAAUCAACCAUCAAGGUCGCUGUCCAGCUUUGUAACGCAUACCAAGUUUCUGUGCCGACAUCUGCAUCCUGCGCUGCCAGCCAGACUGGUGCCUCGACGGCCGCUCCGUCGGCCUCAGGGGCUAGCCGUAACGUGACCGCUGCCAUCACUUCUGGUGCCUCAGCUGCGUCUACCGGAGCGAAGACCUCAGUUUCAGGGGCUGCUGCUAGUGGGCCCCCUUCCCAGGCCGGGAGCACUGGGGCCGCUCCUCUUCAGACUGCUGGCGCAGGCUUGGUGGGCGUUGCCAUCGCUGGAUUAAUGGCGGCGCUGUAAACGGACGAUAGAAGCCAUGAGAAAAUAAUAGGAGAUAUAAGAUGUUGGUAUACUUGUUGCAUGAAUCUGGGAUCGGACACUAAAAUAGUUGAUGGUCAUCAACCGGAUGUUUUUCCUGGAGGUGAAACUUUUGUCACAGAGAGAAUGAGGAUAGAAGUAAUUGGAAGACGCUCCCCUUCUUAGUGCAUAUAUACACUACCGU